AUGAAUUGGCAACAAAGAGCAGGAAAUGACGACCAGUUUCGCUGGUGUCAAGCCCCAGAUGGUACUUGGCAACGCGAUAUCGACGAGGCUGAACGCUUCUACGCAACCUUUUGCAGAAAGCCGGAUGACCCAGAUGCCGCGUCUUUUGCUGUCACUUGUCAUGCUUCAUUUUUUGUCCCAGUUUCUGAGACCGGCGGAACAUAUGAAGCAACAAAUGAGAAGAUCACGGACGCGCUUCGUACUGCUUGGCUUGCCCUCUGCCAUGAGUCCCCAACACUCGCGUCAUGGAUUCAGUAUGACCCAUCAGAAGGUGUUUGGAAAAGGAUGUAUGCGCCUCUAAAUGGAUCUGAAGAUUCCCCAACUGUGUCCGCUUGGUUGUCCCAGACUUUCAAGCAAGUUAAUUCAGAUACAAACAACGAAUGGUUCAACAUGAACCCGCCGGUCUUCAAGGUUGCUACCUUGUUCGUGGUAGCCUCCCCUUCCGACCAAGAUGACCUGGUGCAUAGAAAAGUGUACUUACGUUGCCCCCAUGACUUGGUUGAUGGCAUCGGUAUACUACAUUUAAUUCAUCGCUUCUUCGAGUUGGCCGACCGGAGUUGCCAAGGAGGGGCUCUGAACACGAGAUGGGAUGGGCAUGAAGUUGCAUAUCUUUCGCCACCUCUGAGCACUGCGAUUGGAAUUCGAGGCAGACCUACUGAUGCGCAGCGUCAAGCCUUUGAUGCUCUUGUGGCAAGAAAUGCUACACUCCAGACAGAAAAACCAUUGCUCGGCUUUACGCUUAGCGAUGAUUCUGGGGGGGCAGACCGCAUCCAACGCCUCUCCUUCUCACUCUCAGAGAACUUGACUGCCGAAUUGGUCAGAAGGUCCAAGCUUCAUGGCAUCACAAUAACACAUCUAGUCAGCGCAGCACUUACUCUGGCGCUACGGGAUCUCCAGUCUUUCCCGCCAGGAACUCUGGGCGUGAAGUAUUGCAAUCAGUCCAUUGUAAAUCUGCGCGGCCUCUGUCUCCCAUCUCAAGAUCCAUUAGCCGUCGGAAACUACCACAUGGUUGCAGCUCAAUCAAUGGCGAUUGACCUGUCACUUGCCUCGUGCGACAACGCUACCAAAGGCAGCGAAGAAGAAUUGAUAGCAGUUGCAAAACAAUUCCGAGACUAUUACGCUGCUAUUCGCCCAGUAUCUAAGCCAAUAGACCAAGAUCUUCUUUCAUUCAUUCCCAUGACCUGGGACAUGUUCACGCCAAAGCCGACGACACAACCUCUGCCUCAACAGCAGGUCGCCUCUGUGGCUAUCUCGUCACUUGGAAACAUUUCCAGCAUUGUGAAAACUGAUUACGGGGCAUUUUCAUUGAAAACCGUUUGGGUCGCUGGAGAAACACUGGGAACGGGCAUCAGCACCUUCAUCCAGACCUUUGCAGGCGAGUUGGGGUUCUCGACUAUUUUCAACCUGGGAUUUCACCAGGAAGAACGCAUUGAGGCGCUUCAAGAGUUAGUCUUGAAGAAAUUGACUGAACUGUCCCAGUAA
Messenger RNA from Clonostachys byssicola, 1521 nucleotides. Lineage: Eukaryota; Fungi; Ascomycota; Sordariomycetes; Hypocreales; Bionectriaceae. The record is from the annotation of a GenBank genome assembly.